AUGCCGCGCAUGGGCGCUUUCCGCGCCUGCUCUGGUGUAACGGUUUCCGAAGUGAUAUCAUCCGGAGGGAAAAUCGCCUCUCGGCUGACGUACAUCAUGACAAGUGGCCGGACUAUGGAGUCCACCAAGGAGUUCUUCCUGAAGCAUCGCUAUUUUGGCUUGAAGAAGGAAAACAUCAUCUUCUUCCAGCAGGGCAUGCUGCCCGCCCUGGGGUUUGAUGGGAAAAUCCUGCUGGAGGAGAAGGGCAAGAUUGCUAUGGCGCCAGAUGGCAACGGGGGCCUGUACCGGGCCCUGGGGGCACAUGGCAUCAUGGAUGACAUGGAGCGGAGGGGCGUGCAGAGUGUCCACGUCUACUGUGUGGACAACAUCCUGGUGAAGGUGGCUGACCCCAGGUUCAUCGGGUUCUGCUUGGAGAAGGGAGCGGACUGCGGGGCCAAGGUGGUGGAGAAGACCAACCCCACGGAGCCAGUCGGUGUGGUGUGCCGAGUGGAUGGUGUCUACCAGGUGGUGGAGUACAGUGAGAUCUCCCUGGCCACUGCCCAGAAACGGGGCCCAGAUGGGCGGCUGCUCUUCAACGCGGGCAACAUUGCCAAUCAUUACUUCACCACCGCCUUCCUGAAAGAUGUAGUCAACACUUACGAACCGCGGCUGCAGCACCACGUAGCCGAGAAGAAGAUCCCACACGUGGACAUCACUACAGGGCAGCUGAUCCAACCCGAGAAGCCCAACGGGAUCAAGAUGGAAAAGUUCGUCUUUGACAUCUUUCAGUUUUCUAAGAAGUUCGUGGUGUACGAGGUGCUGCGUGAGGACGAGUUUUCUCCCCUGAAGAAUGCGGACAGCCAGAAUGGCAAGGACAACCCCACCACAGCCCGACACGCCUUGAUGUCCCUGCACCACUGCUGGGUUCUCAAUGCGGGGGGGCACUUCGUGGACGAAAACGGCACACGCAUCCCUGCCAUCCCUCGUGUCACAAACGGAAGGUCAGAUGCCACCCCAGCAGAUGUCAAUGACAACUUGAAGGAUGCAAACGACCUGCCAAUCCAGUGUGAAAUUUCUCCCCUCAUCUCCUAUGGAGGAGAAGGUCUGGAAAAGUACGUGAAGGACCGAGAGUUUCGCGCACCUUUAAUUAUUGAUGAGGACGGGAUCCACGAGCUGGUGAAGAAUGGGGUGUAGCAGCGGCGUGGUGCCCAAGCCAGGCUGCCUGUCCCGCCUGGCAGGCUGGGAAUUUGGACACAUGAAGGUUUAUAGCUGUAACUGAUAGGGGCUGAUCCUGCUCGCUCUGGCCCUGUGCAGAGGAGGAUGUAAGCCACUCGGUUCUUGGCAUGUUGUAUGCUUCUAUUUAUAUUUUAAUUUAAAAACCAAACACUUUAUGGAUUCCCCUGCCACGAAGCACAGCUAUGGCGCUGCUCUUUGCACUCCAGGCUGUGGGCAUUUAUUUUUAAACAUGUAUAUAGUAAUAGUCAUUGUACAUGCAGAGGAUUUUUAUGGUACGGGGCUGGGGUUAAUCUUGAAUUUUUAUUUUUCUCAAAUCUACAUGACUAUUUUUUUUAAUAGGGUCCUUGUCAUUGCCCAUGUCCUCCCUUUUGAUCAUCCUUUGUAUGUUGCACAACUGGAAACACCCGAUUAAACUCUUGAGUCCCUCCUGU
Messenger RNA from Pygoscelis adeliae (Adelie penguin), 1646 nucleotides. It is a transcript of the gene UAP1, whose product is annotated as UDP-N-acetylglucosamine pyrophosphorylase 1. Bases 1 to 1173 code for a protein of 390 amino acids. NCBI's taxonomy places the organism in Eukaryota, Metazoa, Chordata, Aves, Sphenisciformes, Spheniscidae. The transcript is spliced from 9 exons. The record is from RefSeq and is a predicted model, not a curated record. Gene Ontology annotation, molecular function: UDP-N-acetylglucosamine diphosphorylase activity. Gene Ontology annotation, biological process: UDP-N-acetylglucosamine biosynthetic process.